GGAAAUCCUCGCUCGUCCCUCGUCCCGUGUGUCAGGUCACGGUUUAACACUCUCAGAUACUCGUGAAGAGAAUGUAGUGUUGCUCCAUGAUUUUUUUAAAUCACAAAAUUCAUUUGUAAAGUUAUUAACAGUCAUUAAUGUUCGCGUAAAGGACGGUGCCGUGGAACGAAGCUGUCUACGGCUUCUUGCCUGUUCAGCGGAUUAACAUUAGCUAAGCUAGCUGUUAUUAAUGCUGUCAGUGAAAAGUUGAACUGAGGCAAUUGAGUUACGCAGAUUUGGGCAUAUUUUGUGCUCUGCUCUGGAAGCUUUUACAGAAAUGCAAGUGACGGACUUUUACGUGUCAGCUCCUGGAAAGGCGAUCCUACACGGAGAGCAUGCAGUCGUUCACGGAAAGGUGGCUCUUGCUGUGAGCUUAAACUUGAGGACAUAUUUGCGAUUGAAAGCCACUACUUCUGGCAAGGUUUGCAUCAACCUGCCCAAUAUCGACACAUUCCUCAGCUGGGACCUUUCACAACUGAAGCAGCUUGUUACUUACUUCCAUGGUAAGAGGGAUGAGGUGCAACGCCUGGACGCUGAACUUGUGAGGAGACUGCGGGAAUUUAUUGGUGUAACCAAUGGAAACUUGGAUACUUGUAGCAUGGCCACCUUAUCCUUCCUUUACCUCUACCUGUCGCUGUUUGGAUCAGGUGAGCUGCCCAGUUUGACGCUGACUGUGUGGUCAGAGCUGCCGACUGGAGCAGGACUCGGGUCAAGUGCCGCCUACUCUGUGUGUUUAGCUGCAGCUCUGCUCUGCGCAAGUGGAGCCAUCCCCCCUCCUCUCAAAGAGUGGGAACACACUGCCAGGUGGUGUCAGGAGGAACUGGAGCUAAUCAACAGUUGGGCUUUCCAAGGGGAGAUGAUCAUCCACGGUAAUCCUUCAGGAGUGGACAAUGCUGUAGGAACGUGGGGCGGCAUGCUCAGAUUCUUGGCUGGAAAGAUAAUACCGCUGAGCAGGGUGCCGCUAUUAAGAAUCCUCCUCACUAACACCAAAGUACCACGAAGCACCAAGGUACUUGUUGCCGGGGUGAAGGACAAAAUUAACAAGUUUCCAUCCAUCAUGGUACCUGUUCUUGACUCAGUUGAUGCCAUUUCCUGCACUUGUGAAAAGGUCCUCUCAGAGAUGACCUGCGAGCCCAUCACAGGAGAGCAUUACAAUAUUCUAGAGGAACUCAUUGAUAUCAACCAGCACCAUCUGAAUGUGAUGGGGGUGGGGCACCCUGCCCUGGACAGACUUUGCCAGGUCACACUGGCCAAAGGGCUCCACAGCAAGCUAACAGGUGCAGGAGGAGGAGGCUGUGGCAUCACGCUUCUGAGACCAGAAACCGACUCCCUGAUCGUCCAGAGCACAGUGCAGGAGUUGAAAGACUGUGGCUUUGACUGCUGGGAAACGAGCAUUGGUGGGCCAGGUGCCCAGCAGCAUUCGGCCAUCUCUGUUAAGGAGGAAAUUCUGGAGAUUUUAAAUCACUACUAAGACUCACCCAUGGCAGUGUCUGCGAAGGAGGACAGAUGUAAUAGUGGGCUUUUUAUUAUCUCAAGACCUGAGGUAUACUGAACUAAUAAAGGAGGCCGAAUGGA
Oreochromis aureus is the source of this 1614-nucleotide messenger RNA. RefSeq names its product mevalonate kinase (gene mvk). Gene Ontology annotation, molecular function: ATP binding; mevalonate kinase activity. The coding region runs from base 317 to 1510 and encodes 397 amino acids. Gene Ontology annotation, biological process: isoprenoid biosynthetic process; cholesterol biosynthetic process. Gene Ontology annotation, cellular component: cytoplasm. NCBI's taxonomy places the organism in Eukaryota, Metazoa, Chordata, Actinopteri, Cichliformes, Cichlidae. The transcript is spliced from 10 exons. The record is from RefSeq and is a predicted model, not a curated record.